Molecule: messenger RNA, 1749 nt
Organism: Penicillium brevicompactum
Lineage: Eukaryota; Fungi; Ascomycota; Eurotiomycetes; Eurotiales; Aspergillaceae
Exons: 3
Coding region: 1-1749 (582 amino acids)
Biological process (GO): methionyl-tRNA aminoacylation
Cellular component (GO): aminoacyl-tRNA synthetase multienzyme complex; cytosol
Molecular function (GO): ATP binding; methionine-tRNA ligase activity
Source: RefSeq, a predicted model, not a curated record
AUGACUGAAGAAGCGCAUCAACGCGGGAAAGUCCUCCCAGAACCUGGAAAGCGCAAUAUACUCAUCACUAGCGCUCUACCUUAUGUGAACAAUGUGCCCCAUCUCGGGAACCUUAUAGGUUCUGUCCUUUCAGCCGAUAUUUUCGCAAGAUACUGCCGAGGGCGCAAGAUCAACACCCUCUAUGUCUGUGGUACGGAUGAGUAUGGCACUACGUCAGAGACAAGAGCGCUUGUGGAGAAAUGCACACCACGACAGCUUUGUGAUAAAUAUCACACGAUCCAUGCCGCCGUAUAUGAUUGGUUCAACAUCAGUUUUGACAUUUUUGGCCGAACGACAACUGAGUUGCAGACAGAAAUUACUCAUGAUAUCUUCCUCAAGCUCCACGAGAACGGAUUUUUGAAAGAGGAGAUGACGACACAACUUUACUGUCAGGAGCACAAUUCAUUCCUUGCAGAUCGUUUUGUUAAGGGAGAGUGUCCACACUUCACCUAUGCAGAUGCUCAUGGAGAUCAAUUCACAAAGGAAACCAAACAUGUUUUCCUGGAAUUGGAUAAGUUGCAGUCCGAAAUCGAAUCCUUCUGCCAAAAAUCCUCGGCGGACGGUGCGUGGUCCAACAAUGGCAAAGUGAUCACAUCCGCGUGGCUGAAGGAGGGCUUGAAACCACGAAGCAUUACCAGAGACAUGCAAUGGGGAACUCCUGUCCCUCUCGCGGGCUAUGAAGACAAAGUUAUCUACGCUUGGUUUGAUGCUUGCAUUGGUUAUGCAUCCAUCACCGCAAACUAUACCAGCGAGUGGCAGCAAUGGUGGCGCAACCCAGAUAAUGUCCAACUUUAUCAGUUCCUUGGAAAAGAUAACGUCCCAUACCACACUGUAAUUUUCCCCGGUAGCCAGAUUGGCACUCGGGAGACAUGGACCAAACUCCACCAUCUCUCCACAACGGAAUACCUCACAUACGAGGGCGGAAAAUUCUCUAAAUCCCGGGGAAUCGGCGUGUUUGGAGAUUCAGCGCAAAAAACAGGCGUUGCUUCUGAUGUAUGGCGCUACUACCUGAUCUCUCAUAGACCAGAGACAAGCGACAGUGAGUUCAAUUGGGACUCAUUUAUCAGUGCCAACAACAACUUGUUACUCAAGAAUUUGGGCAAUUUUGUCAGCCGCGUCGUCAAGUUCGUCAACUCCAAAAACUUCAACAACAUUGUGCCGGACUACACGCAAUACCACGAGCCUUCAUUUGACACGUGGAAAGAGCAAGUCAAUGGGCUUCUCACCGAGUACAUCCAAAAACUGGAUGCCGUCAAGGUCCGUGGUGCUUUAUCUACGGUUAUGUCUAUGUCUCAGCAAGGCAAUGUUUUCCUUCAAUCCAACAAUCUCAACAACAAACUUGCGGAGGAAGAACCCCUUAAAUGUGCUGCUGUCAUUGGAAUUGCUGUAAAAUUGAUUCAUCUUCUUGCAUCUGUUCUUUCUCCUUUCAUGCCCGACACUGCGAAAUCGAUGAACGAUCAACUUCGCAUAAAGCCACUACCGAUACCCGAUCAUUGGGACGCUGACUCAAUCAAGCCACAGCACGAAAUUGGCAAGGCGGCUCAUUUGUUCAGCAACAUCAAGCCGGAGAAAGGAGAGGAAUGGCGAAGAAUGUUCGGAGGUCAAGAAGCACAAAAGGUCAAGGAGGAAGAGGCCGCGCGUAAGGCGGCGAAGAAAGCAGCGAUGAAGGGUGGCAAAGCAUCGCAAAAAGGAAUGAAGGCAGACGCCUGA